Molecule: messenger RNA, 8593 nt
Organism: Scomber japonicus (chub mackerel)
Lineage: Eukaryota; Metazoa; Chordata; Actinopteri; Scombriformes; Scombridae
Gene: znf462
Product: zinc finger protein 462
Exons: 13
Coding region: 632-8233 (2533 amino acids)
Biological process (GO): regulation of gene expression
Cellular component (GO): nucleus
Source: RefSeq, a predicted model, not a curated record
CAUCAUUUAAUACAUGUAUCUGUUUUACUUGGGGUGUGCACUAUCUCUGUGUUAAUAUCUAUCUAUCUAUCUAUCUAUCUAUCUAUCUAUGUAUGUGACAGUCUUGUUGUCUGUCUGGUGGAAGCGUGAAGCAGCAUCAUCAACCUCAAAGUGAACUGCAGAUAACCCCAUGACGUGGCAGACACAGUAUGGAAAGCCUAUAUAAUAUUCACGGUGCCCGCAUGUAUCUGGUGGUGGUCUGAGCCGCUUGGUAAAGCUUUGCAGGCUAUCUGACUUCAGUCUAGAUGAAGGAUGAGCUUCUCAGACAUAGACGUUGUCCAUCCUGCUGAUGCUCCCUCGUCUCGUCGUAAACUCUUGUGCACCCUCUGGUGCUUGCUAGUCUCCCAAACUUCUUUGUGUAGCCUGCUUUGCAGAUUGUCUUCCUUGUCUGUGUGGUUGCUCAUUAUUCAGAGACAGACGGAUCUCAGGUCAUCUGCAGCUGCAGCAAAGGAGAAGCAGGAAAGAUGGCGAUCAUCCAUUAGACCGACCGGGCGCACGCAUGAAAUACGAGGACAACUUUUGGGAGGAUCGCUUGAGGAGAAGAUUGUACCAGUUUCCCUGAUUUUCCAGGGAGUGCUCCCCCAUUUCAGUGAUGGAGGUAUUGCAGUGUGAUGGCUGUGACUUCCGUGCCGAGUCAUAUGAUGAUUUGAAGACCCACAUUCAGGAAGUACACACUGUUUUCCUGCAGCCUGCAGAUGCAGAUGAGUCUGACUCGUUGAAAGGCGAGGAUGAAGAUGAGGAAGAGGAGGAAUAUGAGGAUAAGGAUGACAAGGAUUAUACGCCUCCUAAAGCUGGAAUGAGCCCCAACUCUACUGACGGUUCCAAUCAAACAUCACAGAAGCAGACAGCUGAAACCCAUCUGCAAUUUUACCAAUGCAAGUUCUGUGUCCGUUACUUUAGAUCAAAGUCAUUCUUGAGAAAUCACAACAAAAAGGUGCAUAACGUUGUAGAGGAAGAUUCAGUGGAAAGUAUCUCCUCACAGACAGCAAAGCAGCCCAGCUAUACAGUUAUAAUGCAUAAUGACCAUUCAAAGGUGUAUUCCUGUCAGUAUUGCACAUACAGGUCUCCACGAAAAGCAAGGAUAAUAAAACACCAAAUCAUGUAUCAUAACAAAGUUCGCUCAGAAGGUGCUGGAGAUGCUUCAGAAUAUGCUGAGACCGGAGAGGAAUCUGCCUCAGCCAGUGGACUCAUGAAGGGAACGUUCGCCUGUGAAUGGUGUGACUAUCAGACUGACCAGAAGGACAACUGGACUAAUCAUGUGGUGAAGGAACACAGUGACAAAGUCAAGAUAGUUUCUUCCAUUGAGGAGCUGGAAGGGGAGGCCAGUGCAAGCUCGCCCAAACCAGAUUCUCCCUCCUCUUCCCAAAGCCCGAAUAUAUCAAAGAAAAGCUUCACGGAUGAUUGUGGAAAUGAGGAGUCGGGUGGAAAAACACCAGAAAACACGUUGGAGAAAUCAGUUGCAGAGAUCUCAACUUUUCAAUACGCACAGAUUAGUGAGGUUACACCCAACAGCACAGGUACCUCCAUUGUGUCCAAGAGGUUUGCUUCAUCCGAUGUCUCCAACAGUGGUAUAGAGAUGGAUGCAAACUUACUCAAUGAAGAAGAUUCUAGGAGCAGCUUGGAAGAUGAUGAUGAAGAAGAGUUGGGUGAUAUAGAUGAUCCCAGCUAUACUGGAACCCUAUCAGCAGAUGCAAAGCAGCUUUUGACUGAUGAGGAUAAUAAAUUGCUGGAGACUAAAGGAAUACCAUUCAGGAAGUACAUGAACCGCUUUCAGUGCCCGUUUUGCUCCUUCCUCACCAUGCACAGGCGAAGCAUCUCCCGCCACAUUGAAAACAUUCACCUUUCUGGUAAAACCACAGUGUAUAAAUGUGAUGAAUGCCCAUUUAUUUGCACCAGCCCUCUUAAACUAGGCACACACAAACAGAGUCACAGUUCCUCAGAUUUAGAGACCAUGGACCUGACAAGUGAUAGUCCAGAACCUCACAAUGACAAUGCUGCAGAGCCAGUUAAUGGGGGUAAUGUAAGUUCCAAAGUCAAUGGAAAAAAGACAACCAGCACAUUGAACGACCAGCAGAACCCUCAUCGUUGCACGCUCUGCAGCUUCUCUACCACCACUCUGAAAGGUCUGAGGGUUCACCAGCAGCACAAGCAUUCCUACUGUGAUGACCUAGAUCCCACUGUCUUUGAAAGUCAGCUGACAGACCAGCUGGAAGCUGAAGCGGAUGCUUCUCCGAUCUUUCUACAAAAAACUCAGACUUCCAUUUUAGGACUUGCCACCAAAAAGCCCUUAGUAACAGGGAAAAGAGCCAGGAAGUCCAUUAAUGACUUGCCUUUGGAUUUGUCCUCAGUCAAGAAGAGAACUAGAAUUGAUGAAAUUGCCAGUAACCUUCAAAGUAAGAUUAGCCAAAGCCAACAGGACAUGAUCAUAAAUCUGGAUGACAUGGAUGAUGAAGAUGCAGGAGAAAAUCAUGCCAGUGCUGAUAAAGUGGGCAGAAACCAUGACAGCAAAAGCCCCGUCUUUGCUUACAACACACAGCAGCUUCAUGCAAGAGAAUCAACAAUCUCUCACGAGGGAGGCAGAAUAGGAAAAAGGAAAAGCAACCCUAAAUCAAAACCUAGAAACAUUCCCAUAUCACUGACUCUUUCAGAUGAUAGUGAAAACAUCUCUGGUGACCCAAGCGACAGUAGGGAAGCUAUCCAAGAGAACAGUGAAUAUUCAGAAGAACCUGGAACUACACGUUUCUACUGUAAACACUGUGAUUACCACAACAAGUCGGCUCGUAGCGUCAGCACCCACUAUCAGAGGAUGCACCCUUACAUCAAAUUCAGCUUUAAGUACAUCCUGGACCCCGAGGACCAGAGUGCAGUCUUUCGUUGCUUGGAGUGCUACAUUGAAUACACAAAUUACAACGAUCUACACCAACACUACAUGGAUCACCACCCUGAAGCAAGCAAUGUGCUCAACUUCAACCAACCAAAUCUGGUAUACAUGUGCCGCUUUUGUUCGUACACGAGCCCCAAUGUCAGGAGUCUAAUGCCCCAUUACCAAAGAAUGCAUCCAACAGUAAAAAUUAACAAUGCUAUGAUCUUCUCCAGCUACGUAGUGGAGCAGUCCCACAAGACCGGUGAAUCGCAAACUCUGAGGGAAAUAUUAAACUCUGGCCCCAAAAGUUUUAACGCCACUUCGACUCCCAGGUCCUCCUCAAGCCCAGGACCAAAAACAGUCUCCAAGACCCCUGAAGCCAGCGCUGAGACAGACUCCCUCAAAGAAGCAAUGGGUGCCAAUGUUGUUGUAUACGAUUGUGAUGUUUGUUCUUUUGCAAGCCCCAACAUGCACUCUGUUUUGGUCCACUACCAGAAGAAACACCCAGAGCAAAAGGCAUCUUAUUUCCGUAUUCAAAAGACCAUGAAGGUUAUCUCAGUGGAUCAGUCACAGCCUGUUGCCAACUCUUCAUUUAACCUCAACAUGGCUACGCCUUCCAAACAAUCAAGUGCAGCACUGUAUGGAUCAGAUGAAGAAAUGUACUACUGUAAACACUGUGUGUACAGCAACAGAUCUGUUGUUGGUGUGUUGGUCCAUUACCAAAAGAGACACCCAGAGGUAAAAGUGACAGCAAAAUAUAUUAAACAUGGUGCCCCCACCCCAGGUUUGAUGAAGUUAAUGGAUGAAUUGCAAAUAGCAACUCCCAAACAGUUUCUGAAGCAAUUUCAAAACAAUGGUCACGAUGGGUCUAACAACUCAAGCCCUAAACCAGGAAGUGGCGAGAAAGGCGAGGACGAGCUGUUCUUUUGUCAGCACUGUGAUUAUGGAAACCGCACUGUAAAAGGGGUGCUUAUUCAUUACCAGAAAAAGCAUAGAGAAACCAAGGCCAAUGCUGACCUUGUACGUCGUCACACUGCAGUUGUCCGGAGUCAACGUGAGCGUGCACAGAUGGUUCAGUCGAGUAGUGUCUCCACUGCGAUGGUGCCAGCCCCUACAGACUCUGAAAAUGCUACUCCCCUGCGUUCCCUGAAGUGCAGGCACUGUUCCUACACGUCACCCUAUGUCUAUGCUCUGAAGAAGCAUCUGAAGAAAGAGCACCCCACUGUGAAAGCCACAGCCAUGACCAUUUUACACUGGGCUUAUGAAGAUGGCAUUCUGGAGGCUGGCUACCACUGUGAGUGGUGCAUUUACUCCCAUGCUGAACCCCAAGGCCUGCUGCUCCAUUACCAAAGACGCCAUCCUGAGCACAAUGUCGAUUACACAUACAUGGCCAGCAAGCUAUGGGCUGGGCCAGAGACCACCCAACAAGGGGGCAACCUGGAAACUAAACAUUACAAAUGCAGAGACUGUGCUUUUGAGGCCUGUACAAUAUGGGACAUAACCAGUCACUAUCAGGCAGUCCAUCCUUGGGCCAUUAAAGGGGAUGAAUCUGUGCUUUUGGAUAUCAUCAAAGGAAAUGGCUCAGCUGAAAAGAUCCACCAGCAGGUUGCCAAUGAACAUGCGUCUUUCAAUUGCCAGUCGAUUGAAGAUGAUGGCGCUCUGGUCAUUGCCACCCCACCUCAAGAAAGCAACACCCAUCCUACCCACCCCCGUCUUUCCAUCUCUAAUAAUCCUUAUCAGUGUACUGUAUGUCUGUCAGAAUACAAUAGUCUCCAUGGCCUCCUCACUCACUAUGGAAAGAAACACCCGGGCAUGAAAGUAAAAGCUGCAGAUUUUGCACAGGAAGCAGACAUUAACCCCAGUUCUGUGUAUAAAUGUCGUCACUGUCCAUAUGUAAACUCACGUAUCCAUGGCGUACUCACUCACUAUCAGAAAAGACACCCAUUAGUGAAAGUCACAGCAGAGGACUUUGCUAAUGAUAUAGAGGAAAUCAGUGACAUAAAUGAUGGUGAUGACAAGUGCAAAACUCAAAGGCAGGGCUUCGGCGCAUACAGAUGCAAAAUGUGCCCAUACACACAUGGGACACUGGAGAAACUCAAAAUCCAUUAUGAAAAAUAUCACAAUCAGUCGGCCUCUGAUAUGUUCACGCCUGCUCUGACAAAUUUCUCCUCCGGUAAGGACACAGAGCCAGUAGCCGAAUGCAGUGCCAGUAAUAUAUCAAGCGCAGCAAAAGUCCAAGAGGUCAGUGAAUUGGACUUCGCUCUCUCUCAGUUACCCAUCAAUAAGACAGAGAAACAUGCUAUAUUCAAGUGUCAGCUCUGUAAAUACUUCUGCUCCACCAGGAAAGGCAUUGCUCGCCACUACCGUAUCAAGCACAACAAUGUCCGUGCUCAGCCUGAGGGCAAAAACAAUGUCUUCAAAUGUGCACUGUGCGCGUACACAAACCCUAUACGCAAAGGCCUGGCAGCUCACUAUCAGAAGCGGCAUGAUAUUGAUGCCUAUUAUACCCAUUGUCUGGCUGCUUCCAAGACUAUGACCGAGAAACCCAACAAAGUGAUGGCACCCCCGCCAUCUGAAGCAGACAAUUCAGAAAUGAGUGAAGACUUGCGUUUGGCCGUGGAGAGACGAAGGUGUUCUCUUUGCGCCUUCCAGGCCUUCAGCAGGAAGAGCAUUGUCUCACACUACAUUAAACGCCACCCAGGUGUCUUCCCCAAAAAGCAGCAUGCUAGCAAGCUUGGUCGCUACUUUACAGUUAUCUAUGCCAAAGAACCAGAGAAAGUUGCUGUCAGUGCAAUGGCAGAGGAUGACAAGGAAGUGCUGGAGGUGCCGCUUGAACCCGAGCUGGACAGAGAGGCUGAAUGGCUGCCAUUCAAGUGUCUAAAAUGCUUCCGGUUGUCCUUUAGCACAGGCGAGCUGCUAUCUAUGCACUACAACGACCAUCACAGCACUGACUUGAAGAGGGACUUUGUCGUGUCACCCGGUCCCGAGGAUGAUGAGGACUCUGAGUUGUACCAGUGUUCUCAUUGUGAACUCAAGUUUCUGGCUCUCCCAGUCCUGGCCAAACAUCUAUUCAACCACAAUGAGGAGUUUCAGAAGAGGGCCAUGAGGCAAGAGAGGAGGAGGCAGCUUCUCAGCAAACAGAAAGCUUCAGAACUACCUGAGACCAAACCUGAGAAGGAAAGCCCUGUAAAUAAAACUCCCAUAGGAUUCAGAUGCAACUUCUGUGUAGAGGUGCACCCCACCCUCCGAGCCAUCUGCAACCACCUUAGGAAGCAUGUCCAGUAUGGAGAGGUCAAAGAGGGACAUGUCAAGCAGGAAGUCAGUGAGGUCCCACUGACCCUGCCUUCAGAGAGCCUAACGAACGGCGACCUGGAGAGAGAUGAAGCAGCUGAAGCCGAUGGCUUCGAGAGUCCAGCAGCUACAACGAUGGGCCCACCUUUGGAUUCCCCAGGCUCUGGUGGUGUUGCUGUUGCCGUGGAGACACUGGAACCGGUAUUGGAUGCCGUUGAGGGUAGGGCAGCAGCCCUUGUGGCUGCAGCAAGGGCUGUGGCAUCAGGGGGCCCAAUGAAGCAGCGACUAGCGGCAGGGGGCCACCCAUGCGCCCAGUGUGACCGAGUCUUCAUGUCCAUGCAGGGACUGAGAUCCCAUGAGAGGAGCCACUCAGCCAUGGCGCUCUUUAAUAGAGAGGACAAAUACAGCUGCCAGUACUGCCAGUUCGUCUCACCCUUCAGACACAAUCUGGACAGACAUGUGCAGUCUCACCACGGGCACCACAAGCCCUUCAAGUGCAAGCUCUGCCCCUUUAAAUCUGCCUACGUGAGUCGCUUGAAGAGCCACCUGCAUAAGGCACACACAGGUGAGCAGCACAUGUACAAGUGCUUGUCGUGCCCCUUCUCCUCUAUGACCAUCAGCCAGCUGAAGGAGCACUCUCUGAGAGACCAUGGUGAGACCCUGACCCUCCCCAAACUCCGGGCUGCAACCCAGGCAGCUCAUGGCACCCUCAGGCCCUCCCGGCUGGCCGGUAACACAGAGCAGACUCCCAUGACCCCGGAUGACCCAUCAUACCUGGAGCCAGCGGAUGUUCGUCAGCAGCUUAGUCAUUAUCAGCUGGCCUCCCGCAGUCAAAUGUCUUCCGGCUCAACACCUGGUGGCUCCACAGUGGCUGACAAUCGACCAGACGGCAUCCUCACUUGUGAGUUCUGUGAGUUUAGCUCUGGAUACAUGCAGAGCCUACGCCGGCACUACAGAGACCGCCAUGGUGGCAAGAAGCUCUUCAAGUGUAAAGACUGCUCCUUUUUCACCUGCUACAAGAAUACUUUCACCAUGCACGUGGAGGCCGGUCACAACAACAACACAACUGAGGACCUCCCAAAAGACCUGCGCUGUCCUCUCUGCCUCUACCACACCAAACACAAGAGCAAUAUGAUUGACCACAUUGUCCUGCACAGAGAGGAGCGUGUGGCUCCACUGGAGGUGAGCCGCUCUAAGCUUUCACGCCACCUUCAGGGCCUGGUGUUCCGUUGCCACAAAUGCACCUUUACAUGCUCCAGUGACCAAGCCCUGCAGCUGCACCUGCAGAAGCACGCUGAAAUCAAGCCCUACCAGUGCCAGCUCUGCUAUUAUGACAGCAGUCGACGGAGCCAGCUAGAGGAGCAUCUUCGCCUUGAGCACAAGGUUAUCCGUAACUUUGAGCUGAUGGGCCGGGUCAACCUGGACCAUCUGGACAUGAUAAAGGGACAAGGGAGCAGCACAGAUGAUGAAGAGGAGAAAGAAAUUAUGGAUAUGGUGGUAGAUGGAAAAGUCACUGUGGAGGAGGACGAGGAUGAAGGGAUGGCAAUUAUGGAGAACAUGAUGGAGGAACAGAGAGAGAUGGAUGAUGAAGAGAUGGAGAACAACAUCAAAGAGGAAGAGGAGUAUGAGGAAGAAGAGGAGGAAGUAAAGGAGGUGGAAGAAGAAAAGACCACCAUACAAGGGGUUCUUGCAUCUCCUACCAGCAGCAGCAGCAGUAGCUCUGGACCGGGCGUUGUAGAGAAACGUCUUCCCUGUGAGUUCUGUGGCCGCUGCUUCACCAACAGCUUUGAGUGGGAACGCCAUGUUCUUCGACAUGGCAUGAUGGUUAACAACAGUCGAAUGGACACCAGCACCACCUCAGCAGUAGAAGCCUCAGCUCCAUCUUCCACUGGCACCUCUGCCUUGAUGGACAUGGGAUUGGACCUGUCCAGCAACUCAAAAGAGGAAGAGAACCCUGCAGAUCCAUCACAGAGAAGUCAAAGCCAGUAUAUGGAAGACAAAGAAAUGCUUGACACCAAAAAGGAUCAACUGUUUGGUUAAACAGAUUGUGGCCUCUCGGGAUAUUGUGCUAGAAUAUGAUGAAACUGGGUAGGAUCAGCACUGAGUUGGAUGAUGAUUAAAAUAGGACGUUAAAGGAAACAAAAAUAUUGAAACUGAAAAAGUGACUUCUUAUGAGUUGGCGCAUUAUUAGAUUUUAGGUGUUACAUAUAUAAGUAUUAGGUUGUGCUGCAUAAAACGGCUGAGCUCUUUAAAUGGGCAGUCCCCUAGGACAGAUCUUAUAUAUUGGUAACCAAUAGUGAACAGAACUCUUUAUUGCUGACAUUCUGGUCAAAUCUACAGUGAAAGAUCCCACCUAGAUAAAACUAAGCUAUUUAUAAAGAAUGUUGUCCAAAACUAAAA